Molecule: messenger RNA, 615 nt
Organism: Cyphellophora attinorum
Lineage: Eukaryota; Fungi; Ascomycota; Eurotiomycetes; Chaetothyriales; Cyphellophoraceae
Exons: 2
Coding region: 1-615 (204 amino acids)
Source: RefSeq, a predicted model, not a curated record
AUGAGCACGCCAGCUUCGCCCGUGACCCCAACUUCAUUGGUGACAACUCCCAUUCCAGGCGACUGGAGGCAGGAGAGUGAUGAGACAAAGCUUUCCUGGCUGAACAAGCAGCCGAUGGUGGACGACAACACCAUUUCCAUUGGCAGUUGUGUGACAAGCUCAACAAAAAUAUCCGACCUUUGCGGCCGAUUCAUUGAUACCAUCAACGCCUUCGUCGCCGAACUCGGAACUCGUCACGUCGGUCAGCUUCUUGAAGCGGCCGAAAAGUUCGUCGACGUUACGAACAAAACUCUGUGGAGAUUCAAUGAGCAGAUUGUGUCCGACCUCAAUGCUGUUUUUGACAGCGGGGUUUUUGGUCUCGAAUCGGUGGUCAUUAAACCGAUCCAUCUGAAUGAGCUGGAACUUCUUCCGACAUCCAACCAGCCCAAGUCUAACAUCGCUGAGGAAGUCUUUCAUAUCUUGGCAGAUGUCUUCAAGAUUGCCUGCGACAAUAAUGCCUCAAUGAACAAGUACCGCCCUGCGAUCGCUUCGUCGUGGGCCAAAUUACUUGCCGACUUCGUUGCAGCAGGCGACGAGUUUUUCCCUUUGCUGAAUGGCAAUGCUGGUACACGGUGA